Messenger RNA from Effrenium voratum, 753 nucleotides. NCBI's taxonomy places the organism in Eukaryota, Dinophyceae, Suessiales, Symbiodiniaceae. The record is from the annotation of a GenBank genome assembly.
AUGGCGGCCGAACUGCAGCAGUCGCACCUCAGGGCCGCGCUUGCAGAGAACAUGCGCCAAAUCAGAAGUUGUGAGCAGCAGGCUAAGAGACGUGCAGCGUCGCUGGAAGCAGGUGGCCUCACUUCCCUCAGUGUGAAGAAGGUCCUAGCGGUGUACACUUUGUCGGAGUGGCAGAAAGAGGCCGCUCUCCAAGCUGCGCAGCAACUAACUACUUUGAAGGCAGAGCACCCGCAAUAUCCAACCAGCGCCUUGGUUGACCGCAUGUUUCUGCAGGCAGACUUAAAUGAUUUGCUGUGCAUGUUUGAUGACACGAACGUCCAGUGGGAGCAAGCGGUUCGCUUUGCGCGGCAAAUGUUGGCAGAGCGUGGAGUGUUUUCCUGGGUUAAGAAGCAAAAUCUCGCACAUGGAACUGCGCCUCUGUCAGCAGAUGUUUUCGACAGACUGAAGCGCGAGAUGCGCGACAACGCUUUGCCUGCACCGGCUCCAGCCACCAGCAGGGGCAUUCGCAAAGCGGUUGCUCGGUGGCGCGCUCGCUGGAGUGUUCGCAGGGCAAAGCUGCGAGAGACGGACCAAGUGGAUCCGGAACUUUUGCGACAAAAGGUGCACAUGUUCUGGCGCACCGUGUCUUCUGUGACCGCCAAGUGCCAUGCUCUCGAGCAGGCGCGCAAGCGCAGCCGGCUGUUGAAGAAAGCCGGGGGGCUUUCAUCGUCCGAUCUCGUCUGGCUCUUGUCGCGGAAGUCCGCUGCUGACUGA